GACAUCAGUUCAUCAACAUGGGCAAGCUCAUUGUGGUUGGAUCCUGCGGAGUACUUGUGUGCGUUCUUGCCUCGCUUUACACCAUCGGAAACCUUCUCAAUGAGAUCGAGGAGCUUCAAGUUGAGUUCCAGGAUGGUAUGGUUGAAUUUAGAGCUAUCACCCAAGACACCUGGGCUCGUAUGGUGAGCAAGCACAUCAACCCAACCGGACACACAAAUGCUCCACCAACCUUUGAGACUCUCUUCGGAGCCCGUACCGCUCGUCAAGCUGGAUUCGAGCAAUGUAACUGCGGACCAAAAUCCGAGGGUUGCCCAGCUGGACCACCAGGACCACCAGGAGAGGGUGGACAGAAGGGAAAUCCAGGACACGAUGGAGACGAUGGAAAGCCAGGAGCUCCUGGAGUUAUUGUUGCCAUCACCCACGAUAUUCCAGGAGGAUGCAUCAAGUGCCCACCAGGACGUCCAGGACCAAAAGGACCAUCAGGACUUCCAGGAUCUGCUGGACCAGCCGGAGGAAACGGAAGACGCGGACCACCAGGACCAGUUGGAGGACCAGGAGAGCAAGGACCACAGGGAGAUGCAGGAAGACCAGGAGCCGCCGGACGUCCAGGACCAGCAGGACCACGUGGAGAACCAGGAACCGAGUACAAGCCAGGACAGCCAGGACGUCCAGGACCACAAGGACCACGCGGAGAAACCGGACCAGCCGGAAAUCCAGGAGCACCAGGAAACGAUGGAGAGGCUGGAAAGAACGGAAACGCCGGAAGACCAGGACCACCAGGGCAUCCAGGAAAGAAUGGAGUUCCAGGACAAAAGGGAGAGGAUGCCGCACCAGGACCAGAUGCUGGAUAUUGUCCAUGCCCAUCUCGUGCAGCUUACAAGGCUUAAUUCUGCCUUUCUCUGUCUUUUUUAUAAAUUUUCGAACAUUCCAAA
This is a messenger RNA of Caenorhabditis elegans, 932 nucleotides long. RefSeq names its product Cuticle collagen 19 (gene col-19). The transcript is spliced from 2 exons. The coding region runs from base 18 to 887 and encodes 289 amino acids. NCBI's taxonomy places the organism in Eukaryota, Metazoa, Nematoda, Chromadorea, Rhabditida, Rhabditidae. The record is from RefSeq and is marked reviewed. Gene Ontology annotation, molecular function: structural constituent of cuticle.